CAAAUUUCUUUGAACAGAAAACAGUAAAAAAGGCGAGUUCUUAAAUUCACGACGAGUUCAUCGGGUGAUCCCAAUGAAUUCAUCUAUUGGUCUAUUCGAAACGUUAGCGCGUUUCUGUUAGUUGAAGAAAUCCAUCAAAAAUUUUCUGAACACGUCUAAACACUGAAAGAAUACCGCAAAUGGACGGCUUCCCCUGUCAUGGCUUCUUCGUCAGUGUGACAGUUGAGAGGAGAAAGUAUUAAUUAUCGUAAUUAUUGUGGAAUAAUUAAUAUUAUGAAACUUUGAACAAUUCAAAACUAAAGUUUAUCUGUUUAACCUAUAAAAACAAAAUAAUUGCUAAUAGUCGUGAAAUGAGAUAUAAGUGCUGCUAAAAAUGUUUAGAUUUUUAAGUGGAAGAAAACCCAGAAAUACCUCGUCGAAUGGUGCAGGUGAUAGAAAAUCGAAUAAAAAUGUGAUAAAUAAAAAUUUAAUCCAAUGUAGGGUCAUAUUAUUGGAUGGAACGGAUUUAUCAGUGGAACUGUCUAAAAAAGCAAAAGCCAGGGAUCUAUAUGAGCAAGUUUUUUAUUCCUUGGACCUGAUAGAAAAAGACUACUUUGGACUGCAAUUCACUGAUGCUAAUCAUGUCAAGCACUGGUUGGAUCCUACCAAAUCUAUCAAAAAACAAAUCAAAAUUGGCCCACCAUAUACUCUUAGGCUCAAAGUGAAAUUCUACUCAUCAGAACCUAACAAUCUAAGAGAGGAAUUAACCAGAUACCAAUUUUUCUUGCAACUGAAGCAAGACCUUCUUGAAGGAAGAUUGGAAUGUCCCUACGAAAUAGCGGUAAAACUAUCUGCUUUGGCUCUACAAUCUGAACUUGGAGAUUAUGAUGACACUCAGCAUUCCCCAGCUACCGUUUCAGAAUUCAGGUUUGUUCCUAAUCAAACGGAGGAAAUGGAAAUAGAGAUUCUGGAAGAGUUCAAAAAAUGUAAAGGUCUCACACCUGCUCAUGCCGAGCAGAGUUUUUUGAAUGAAGUCAAAUGGUUAGAAAUGUACGGGGUUGACAUGCAUACAGUACUGGGCAAAGACAGCAUGGAGUAUAGGUUAGGUUUAACACCAACAGGUAUUCUAGUUUUUGAGGAGCCUAAUCAGAAGAUAGGCUUAUUUUUCUGGCCAAAGAUUGGCAAACUCAAUUUUAAGAAGAAAAAAUUAACUUUAGUAGUAGUGGAGGAUGAUGACCAGGGCCGAGAACAAGAACACACCUUUGUUUUCAGCCCAGUGUUAUCAGUCAGUAGUAAAAACGGAACACUACCUCGUAGCAAACCAGUUAGUCCAACUACAGUCCUCCCACCAACUAGCCCAACACCAUCGAACACUGAUAGCCAGUUGGACUUUUUAUUCAAAAGUUUGGCCAAAGAAUCUCUCACAGGUAUCGCAAGGGAUGAUAAGAGGAAUGAAAAUACGGAGUCAGAGACAGAGGCUGAUUGCGGUUCAAAAUCUCUAACAUCUGAAAUACCAAACAAUAUCAGUAGAAUUAGUGGCGGAGCAAAACCACUGCCCCCUGGACAAAUAAAAUGUAAUAUUUUGAAAGCGAAAGCUGAGGAGGAAUUGCAAAACUCGAAACUCACAAAUCAAAUGUUUGUUCAAGCCAAGGAAGAGGAAACAUCUCUGAAUGCAGCUACUUUCAUAUCUGUGGGCGGGGAUAAGUUAACACUCUCCGUGAGUGGUCCACCGAGUUUGCCUCCUAUUAUAACAAACUCAAUACUAAAAUCUCCGAAAAUUCUUGAAAAAGAACUGACCGAAGAGAAUAAAAAUAAGGUGGAAGAGAAAGAUCCAAAACGAUGUCCUACUCCAGUUACUGUCACAUUUUUUGGACAUAACGAUGGGAAGUUAGAAAUCUGCCAAGUUGAAGAUGAAAAAGUUAACUUCAAUCCUUUUGCUAAUUAUUUGAACGAUUCAAAUGCCAAUCCUUUUCGUUCCAUAAAUCCAUUCCAUCCCAAUAAUCCAUUUUGUAGCAACGAAAAUGAGGUGAAAGAGGAACAGGUUGAAGUUGAAAUAAAUGAUGCAGUUGAUCAGAAUAAAAAUGAAGAACUUGACUCAAAAUUGACAACUCCUCUCAGUCCAACUCUCAGCAAAGUAUCACCUUGGUUGGUUUCAUCAGAGGUAGUAUCUUCGCCAGUUUCGAAGGUGAACACAACAGAAACAGCAAUAAUUAGAAAGUCUGUGAUUACAACACAGCUCUGAAAAUAUGUAAAUAUUAAUACAUUUAUGUAUUUUCAGGCAUACUUAUUGCACCUAUUCCCUUGAAGGAAAAUCCAACAAACUUAAGUCUGUAUUGUUCCUACUUUUUUAACAGGUGGUAAAAAUUUAAUUGAUGUCAAAAAAUCUAAUUAGAGAGGUACAACUAUCUUUUCGAAAUAUUGAGGUACUAUACUAUAAUUUGACCACCAAUAAAAAAAAGUAAACAUUGACCAAAAUUUUUGAAAUUGACAGUAUUAUUUCAGAAUUAUAUUGAAAAUGGUCUCUGUUUUUUGAAUUGUUCUGAGAUUUGCCUUCAUUUCCCACUGCCAUAGAGGAAAAGUUGAAUAUAUCGAUCAAUAUCCUAAAAUCGAACCACAUGUUAUAAUAUGAAGAGUAAAUGGGAACAAUAUUUCAUACUUUUGAUCUUUUCAUUAGGUGUUGAAAGUAUAUAUUAUGUUAAAACUUUGUGACAUUUUCACAAAAACAAUUUUUUAAUUAAGUUUAGAGGGCUUCGGCAAAUAUAAACACCCUGUGUCAGUGCAGGCUUUGUCUUUAGAUACAGCCUUUGAUAAAGACACUAUCUUUAUUAUUAUUCAUUGUGUCCAAUUUUGAAUGGCCAUGUUUUCAACAUCUCAGUUGUAAAGAUCAUAUUGUAAUUGAAAAAAUUCAUGGUUUUGAGUGGAUUAGAUUUUGUUAAUAUUCAUGUUCAUUUCUGUAUAUUGUCUUUUCAAGGCAUUAAAAAAUUCCUGCUGCUUGUGCAGUAAAUCGAAAAUACGAUUGAAUUUUUUGCUGCCUAUAAAACAGGUGAAAACAGUAAAUUUCAAUAAUGUGUAAAUUUUUAUUAAUGAAAGAAAUACUGAAGGUUUGGUUGAAGAACUAAAGGAAAAGUAUCUGAAGGAAUUAAAAUAUGAUAUUCAGAAAAUGUUUUCUACAUUUUCAAUGUCGCUGUCAUGCCAUGCCAGGAGACGUGUCUUAACGAGUUUUCAUGUGACAUACCUGUUCAUAAAAGAGCUCAUCGAUAAGUAGACUUGUUUUGAAUCAUUGAUAAGUAUUGAAAACUCAGGUGAACAACUUAUUUAAAGGUAUGUUCAGUUACAGGAAACAACUGACCUAACCUUUCUGAUGAACAUUUUAAAAAAACAAAUAUUCAAAAUAUAAACAAGGAAUAGUGCAUUUUUUAUGAUAUUUGUUUGGGAUCAAAAAUAGCAACAAAUGGCCUUUUUCAUCACAAAUUUAUUUUUGUGGACAAGCAUCAGCAUCAAUCAAACGUGCAAAAGCGGUUUUCCUUGUUCUAAUAUACCCUAACACUUUGUAUGUACUAUACCUCCGUUUCUGUAGUAUAGCUGAACUUCAAGGUUUUGUAAUCCCAGAGACAAAUGAAAUAUUAUUGAGGUGCUUCUGAGAAAGUUAACAAAUACUCAUUGGAAGUCAUGUUAUUCUGUAUAUUUUUAUCACUUUCUUUGGUUAAAUAUAUUCAAGAAUAAGUAGCUGAAAUUAUAUCUAUAUAUAUGCGGUACAAAUUUAAAAAUUCAGCAAAUUUAUAUUUGUUGUGGAUGCAAAUGCAAGUGUGUGAAGAUAACCCUAACUUAUAAUUUACAACCUAACCUGCAAGUUGCUUAUAUCUUCUUCUCGGACCAAGACACUGAGGAAUUCACUCAUCUGUGACCGAGACCACGCAAUAUAAUAAUAGAAUAUAAUAAUAAAGCAAAUGAUAAAGAAAAAAAAAUGAUUCAUUGAUAAUUUGUUUCAUUUUGUAUGUGUAUUGAAAGCUAUUGCGGCUUUAAAUGUUUCAAAAAUGCUGGACCAGACGAUCAGAGUUAGAAAAAAUGAAGGUUGGAAUCAAGAACCACCUUUUUUACAGUUCACAAUUAUCUGCUUCCACUCAACUAUGAACGAGUACAGAACCAUGUACAAUAAUUUAUUCCAAUUGUUGAUUUGUUCGUGGAGAUAAUAUUGUUUUCCCAAAAUACUACAAAAUUUUUAAAUUACCACUAUUUCAGUGGCCACCCUGCUUGCGCUUGUCACAUGAUGAAAGGGCCUAUUGUGAGAUUUUAACCAAAUUAUAAGACACUUCAUCUAAAAAGCAAUUGUAUAGUGAAACAUGUGCGGUUUUGUGAAAAUCUCAAAAUUUUAUCAAAUCCAAACAGAUCAACCAAACCUUUUUUCAAUAAAUUUAUAAUGGUAACCAUUAUUGAAAAUUAUUUUACUCCUCCUCCAUGAUUUUUUUUCAAUAUGGUAUAUUUCUGAAGGCCAUAUAUUCAUAAUACUUCAGUCUACAUUUCAAUUUUUUAUCGAUUUGUAAUUAGUAUCUCUAAAGUGAUAUAUACUAGGUUCUUAUGUUAGAUUGCUUUUUAGUUAUUGUUAAGAUUUAUAGUUUUUAUUAAGCUAUUUUGAGAAAUUUUAUACAUUGUGAUAAACACAUUUCUAUUCUUGAUUAUUAGGUGUAUCAUCGGAAAAAUGUUAUAACUUUUUCUUAAUAUCAAAGUUUUAUUCAAAUCAAAGCUUAAUUGAAAACAAUAUUUGAUUUUGUUUUCAUUUCUUUGAGUUCGUCUGAAUCAUUAAGUCAUUCCCAGUUAUUUAUAGUUUUUGAUAAUUUGUUUGGCAAAAUAUGGGUUUACACAAAAGUUAUGUGUUCUACAAUAUUUUCAAGUUAUUAUUGUUUGAUUCCUUAUGGACAUUUUUGUAUCUUCCAAAUAUUUUUCAUAUCUCAAUUUCUCCGAAUAUAUUCAUUUUUGUGUCAUCGGCAGCUGCUGAAUAACUUGGGCACUUAAGUUAUAUGCGAAUAAAAGUAGAAAUAAUCAAUUUUUGUUCUAACUCCUGCAAAAGUGAUAUCCUGUAAGAAAGAUUCAAUGCAACUUGAAGUAGUGUGAUGUAGCAAAUUAGUUUUUAUAUUUUAUUUAUAUUUGUAUUUCAGCUCUUGGAAUUUCAAACUAAAAUACUAACCAAAAUUAUUUAUUUUUAUAUUUUUCAACAUUACGAAAAACAGUAUUCACUCAAUUUCAAAAACACAACUAAUAUCACAAUUUCAAAUUAUUAAUUUUUAUGACAAUUUACACCCAGAACCAAGUGCCAUUAUAUUUCAUAGGUGAGAGACAAUAUGCUUCCAAACAAAUAUGAGACUUUAUACAUGCAUUCUGAACUUUUGUAUCCGUCCUUGUACUCUUGGAAUAAAGUAUUUAUAUAUGUUUUGAAAA
Molecule: messenger RNA, 5412 nt
Organism: Leptinotarsa decemlineata (Colorado potato beetle)
Lineage: Eukaryota; Metazoa; Arthropoda; Insecta; Coleoptera; Chrysomelidae
Gene: yrt
Product: yurt
Biological process (GO): actomyosin structure organization
Cellular component (GO): cytoskeleton
Source: RefSeq, a predicted model, not a curated record